UAAAAAUCGUUAAAUCUAUAUAUUUCAACAAAGAAACAUGAAUAUUAAAAUCGCAGGCAUUUUCAACAUCAUAGCUUUAUUGUUGUUGGUUGCUGGGGCUCUGGCUCCAGGCUGGGUAGUAUUCGAGCAGUCUUCUGGCAAAGCGGUCCAUAUUGGACUCUUUUAUGCAGUCAAAAAUGGAUAUUCUUCUAGUUUAGCAUUUGUUGGAUUCAUAGAAUUCCAGAUAGAAGUGAUCAUUGGUAUCAUACUGUGCAUAAUUGCCACCAUUCUAAUAUUUGUGUAUGCUAAUGGACAGAAAGCUCACAGCUAUCUUAUGGCUCCUGUUAUUUUGAACCUGAUAGCAGGUAUUGUUACAUGGGUGGCAGUUGGGCGAUUUUUACAAGCAGUUUUAAUACUCGAUCACGGAUAUGACAUGGGAGUACCCUACUCCCUGAUACUUAGUGGUCUGGGUGGAGUCAUGUUAUUCGUUAUUAUGGUCGUUCUUAUUGUAAAGAAAACACAAGACAGUAAUCAAAUUCAAACACCACAAAGAAUUGUCAUGGCAGAUACUUCAAAACCUCAAGUGAAUAUGGGUUAUAGCCAGGAUACACCAUAGCAAAAUGGAAUUCCGCCAAAAUAUGGCGUAUAAGAUACUAAAAACCAUGCAUUUGUACAUAUAUCAUUCACAUGUAUUCAGAUAUGACACGUCAAUGAAAUAGUUUCUGUAAAAUAGAGUACUGAGAGCAACAAAUAUCAAAUAAUGUACCUUUUUAAAAAAAUAAAAAAAUCAUUCAAAACUGUUAU
Messenger RNA from Mytilus californianus (California mussel), 783 nucleotides. RefSeq lists its product as uncharacterized. NCBI's taxonomy places the organism in Eukaryota, Metazoa, Mollusca, Bivalvia, Mytilida, Mytilidae. Bases 38 to 595 code for a protein of 185 amino acids. The record is from RefSeq and is a predicted model, not a curated record. The transcript has 3 exons.